UGAUAAAACCUCUCUGUCAUACCGAUAUUACUACUUGGUAGUUCGAAAAAACCAAGUGGAAUCGUCGGCGACACUUGCAAUGAAAUCAAAAUCCUUAUGGUAUUAUUGCAAUCAGUCUUCUCUCUGCGAAUAAAAUAAAAGAAUAUAAAGGUGUUGUAAAAGUAUCAACUAGUUUGCAUUUUUAAAUCAAUUACCUUCAAAAUUAUUUCGGAGCUAAGAUUAAUAUAUAUUUGUCAAUCUUUCAUCAUACAACGGAUUAUUCUAAGAUGACAAACGUAAUUUCUGAAUUUAUUUUAUGAAAUAAAUUUGCGUUGAACGUAAAAUUUGCUAUAACAGUAAAUUAUUCUAUUCAAAACUCAACAACAUGAAUAAAACUCAAUGUCCUUUCGAAGAAAAUUGGCCAUGUAUGAGGCUUAUUAUUUUAAAACUAUUGAAACAAGAACCUGUGACCCAAGCAGAAUGGCAAGAUCUCUUUUACUCUAUUUAUCUAGCUUGUAUGUGGGACGAAAAAGGACCCAUGAAAUUACAGGAAGCUUUAAAAGAAGAUAUAAUGGAUUUUAUAAAACAAGCUCAACAACGAGUUCUAGCACAUCAAGAAGAGCAAGCAUUACUAAAGGCUUAUAUAGCAGAAUGGAGGAAAUUUUUCACUCAAUGUAAUUAUUUACCUACGCCUUUCAGACAACUAGAGAAUUCUUUAGCAGGAAAAACUGGUUCAAAUGGUCCAAAAAAAACUCAACCGGAAGAAAGCCUUGUUCGCAAAAUGAUGUUAGAUAGUUGGAAUCAAAGUAUAUUUAAUGAUAUUAAACAAAGACUUCAAGACUCAGCAAUGAGAUUAGUGCGAGCAGAAAGAAAUGGCGAAGCAUUUGAUUCACAAUUAGUUAUUGGUGUUAGAGAAUCAUACGUUAAUUUAUGUUCAAACCCACAAGACAAGCUUCAAAUUUACCGAGAAAAUUUUGAAGCCGCAUACAUCGAAACUACAGAAUCAUUUUACUGGGUAAAAGCACCAGAGCAAUUACAAGCGCAUGGUGUUGAAAACUAUAUGCGAUAUGCUGAAGCAAAAUUAAGGGAAGAAGAACUGAGAGCACAAAAAUAUCUAGAACCUAAUAGCACAAGUGUACAAUUGCUAACAGAAUGUUGUGUUAAAGUUCUUGUAGCCACAUUUAAGCCAGCUAUUCUAGCUGAAUGUCCACGUAUGAUUCAUGAUCAUCAAACUGAUAAAUUACGUUUAAUGUUGAAACUAAUGGAUCGCAUUCCGGAUGGAGUUGGACCUAUGUUAAAAGAUCUCGAAGAUUAUAUUUCCAGUGCAGGUCUUGCUGAUAUGAUGGCAGCAGUGGAUGUUAUAACUCAAGACUCAGAAAAAUAUGUAGAGAGGCUGUUAGAUCAGUUUCGAAGGUUUUCUACUUUAGUUAAAGAAGCUUUUGAUGACGAUCCACGAUUUUUAACUGCUCGAGAUAAAGCGUAUAAACUUGUUGUUAAUGAUGCUACAGUCUUUAGAUUAGAAUUACCUUCGAAACAACCUCCUGGAGCAGCCGCAGUUAUUAACAGUAAACCUAAUAAUAAUAACAAUGGCCAGCCAGAAUCAAAGUGUCCUGAACUAUUGGCAAACUACUGUGAUAUGUUACUUAGGAAAACUCCUCUUAGUAAAAAACUUACCUCUGAUGAAAUUGAAAGUAAAUUACGUGAUGUGCUCUUAGUUUUAAAAUACGUUCAAAAUAAAGAUGUAUUCAUGCGGUAUCAUAAAGCACAUCUCACGAGAAGGUUAAUUCUGGACACAUCCGCUGAUUCUGAAAAAGAAGAGAAUAUGGUUGAAUGGCUUCGUGAAGUUGGAAUGCCAGCUGAUUACGUAAAUAAACUGGCAAGAAUGUUCCAAGAUAUCAAAGUAUCACAAGAUCUGAAUCAACAAUUCAAAGAACAAUGUCGCGCGGCGAUUGCCGAUAGUAUCAAUAUUAAAAUAUUAAAUGCUGGGGCAUGGGCAAGAGGUAGUGAACGUGUUACAGUUAGCUUGCCAUUACAAUUAGAAGAUUAUAUUCCUGAAGUAGAAGAAUUUUAUAAGAAGAAACAUAAUGGUAGGAAACUUCAAUGGUAUCAUCAUAUGUCAAACGGCACAAUAACUUUUUCCAAUCAAGUGGGACGUUUUGAUGUUGAUGUUACUACAUUUCAAAUGGCAGUUCUUUUUGCGUGGAAUCAACGUCCUAUGGAAAGAAUCUCUUACGAAAAUCUAAGAUUAGCUACAGAACUUCCAGAUCCAGAGCUUCGACGUACACUUUGGUCACUUUGUGCAUUCCCUAAAUUAAAAAGACAAUUACUAAUGGUCGAACCUGCUGCUCUUAACCCUAAAGAUUUUGCUCAUGAUUCAAGAUUCUGGGUAAAUCAAGAAUUUGCCAUCAUAAAAAACGGUAAACUUCAGAAGAGAGGAAGGAUAAAUUUGAUAGGCAGAUUACAAUUAUCAACAGAACGAAGUAAAGAAGAGGAUAAUCAAUGUAUUGUUCAACUUAGGAUAUUACGAGUUCAGGAAGCCAUAAUAAAAAUUCUAAAAAUGAGGAAGAAAAUAAAUAAUGCACAACUACAAACUGAAUUGGUGGAUAUACUGAAAAAUAUGUUCUUACCGAGUAAAAAGAUGAUUAAGGAACAAAUUGAAUGGUUGAUUGAGCAUAAAUACAUUCGAAGACAUGACGAAGAUAUUAACACAUUCGUAUAUAUGGCAUAAAAAUUUUUCACAUGGAUUAAUUCAAUUUUUCAAUUCUAUAACUAAUUAUAUAUUUUUAUAAUAUUAACAAAAUGAGUAAUUAGCUGUUAAAUUUAUGGUGAAACAAAUUAAUAGACUUAUUACUAAAUUAUCUGUGCUGAUUUCUUGACACGAAUACCAUUAGGAAAAGAGGUUUUUCAUUUUUCAUGAUCAUGUAUUAAGUCAUAUCACAAUGUUUUCAAAUAGUUAUGAUAUACAAAAGUAAAAGAUAAAAAAAAAUACAGUCGAGUGUGCUAUCUAAUUAAAAUAUAAAAAUUCUUGUAUAAAAAAUUCUUCCGAAUGCUGCUUUUUCUAUAAAUAUCGUAAUU
This is a messenger RNA of Chelonus insularis, 3054 nucleotides long. It is a transcript of the gene Cul5, whose product is annotated as cullin 5. The record is from RefSeq and is a predicted model, not a curated record. Gene Ontology annotation, biological process: protein ubiquitination; SCF-dependent proteasomal ubiquitin-dependent protein catabolic process. The coding region runs from base 365 to 2707 and encodes 780 amino acids. The transcript is spliced from 10 exons. Gene Ontology annotation, cellular component: Cul5-RING ubiquitin ligase complex; SCF ubiquitin ligase complex. NCBI's taxonomy places the organism in Eukaryota, Metazoa, Arthropoda, Insecta, Hymenoptera, Braconidae. Gene Ontology annotation, molecular function: protein-macromolecule adaptor activity; ubiquitin protein ligase binding.